Molecule: messenger RNA, 903 nt
Organism: Verticillium alfalfae VaMs.102
Lineage: Eukaryota; Fungi; Ascomycota; Sordariomycetes; Glomerellales; Plectosphaerellaceae
Exons: 3
Coding region: 1-903 (300 amino acids)
Source: RefSeq, a predicted model, not a curated record
AUGUUUGCCAAUUUCGAAUGGGACCCUGAAAAUGUCCCCAUGCUCAAGAUGGGCAUACACUGCCUUCAGAUUCUCCUAGCCUUUGUGCUCUGGUGUCUAGAGAUUGCUGUCUUCGUUGGCGACAAGGCGGAAGUUACAGGAAACAACGGCUGGACUUUCGGAGUGUGCUUCCUUUCCAUCCCAGCAUGGCUCUACCUCAUCAUGACCCCACGAUGGCCGAGGACACGCAAACUUGCCGAGCCGCACGCUAUGCUCGCCGUUGAUGCCAUCUUCACCAUCAUUUGGCUCUCCGCCUUUGCCAGCCAGGCUGCCUAUAACACCGCCAACAAGUGUGGCAACGUUUGCGGGCUGAGCAAGGGCAUUGUCGGACUCGGCGUUAUCAUCACCCUUCUGUUCGGUGCCUCCACAGCCGUCAGCGUCUACACCCUCCGUCACUACCGCUUCCAUGGCGAGCUUCCCGGCUAUGACAAGCAGCGUAUCAAGAACGACAACAUUGACCCUGAUAAGGCUGCCUUCUCCAUGGCACCCCAUGACGAAGAAGCCUACGCUCCUGUCCAGAUGGACGACCACCCUGAUCACCACACCGAUACGGGCUACGGCGGCGGCGGCGGCGGUUUCAACGAUAACCCCUACAGGCCUGGAGGCGGCUCUGCGUACGGGGAGGACGACGAUCCCAACCGAUACGGCAGCUUGCCCUCCCGUCACAAUGGCCCCAUGUUCGAUAGCGAGACAGAAUAUAACUCACAACAGACGUCUGCGGUUGGGGGCCGCCAGUCAAGUCCCAACCCCUACGGUGGACCGCGGCAGCCCAGCCCCUAUGCACCCCCAACAGCGCACGACGACUAUGACGACAAUGCGCCUGCGCAGUUCCCCUCGGCUAACUACGAUCGCACAUUGCGCUAA